AAGAAAAGGCGAAGAGCCAGAGACUGAGUGAGUGAGGGCAUAUAUUCCCUUACCCCAACAUUGCCCCACUCAUGUUUCCAGAUAUGGAGUGAAGGAACAUAGGACAGCCCAACAACUCCACAAAUUUUAUAUAGAGAACCACACACCUCCCACAUAAUCAACCAAAGCUAGACACCCAAGAAAAGAAGGAAGGAUCAGAGACCCAAAACACCCUCCUAAUCCUAUAUUUAUGUUUCUGUCAUCGCCCAUACUCUGUCUCUCAUUCCCAUCCUACAAACAACAUCUCAAAUGGGUCUGCAAAAUCAUCACAAGAUGAAUCUGGUGCUGUCCACUGAUGCAAAGCCCAGGUUGAAGUGGACUCCUGAGCUUCAUCAUCGGUUCGUUGAAGCGGUUGUACAACUGGGCGGAGCAGACAAGGCAACCCCGAAAAGUUUGAUGAGAGCGAUGGGCAUUGCUGGGCUGACUUUGUACCACCUGAAGAGCCAUUUACAGAAGUACAGGCUUGGAAAAAGCCAACAGUCAGAGUCCUGCAUUGACACGAAGCAAGAAGGUGAAUUCUACGCAACAGAAAACAAAGAGGUUCAGAGUACAGACGAAUCUCAAAAUACCCAAAUAAUCGAUCCAUCGACCUUCCAAAUCAAUGAAAGCUUGCAGAUAGCUCAGGCUCUCCAAAUGCAAUUGGAAGUGCAGAGAAACCUUCAUGAACAAAUUGAGGUGCAGAAGCAUUUGCAGCUACGCAUCGAAGCUCAAGGCAAGUAUCUCCAAUCUGUACUGAGAAAAGCUCAGGAAACAUUAGCUCGGUACAAUAAUUCCUCAGUUGGCAUCGAAGCCGCAAAAGCCGAACUGUCUCAAUUAGUUUCGAUGGUUAGCUCCGGCUGCCCCGAUUCUCCUUUCUCGGAACUGACGGAAUUAGGAAGUUCAGGCCUCAAUGAUGCAGUUAGGAAACAAUUGAAAGGUAUAUGUUCAGUAGAAAGUUCGUUAACUUCUUCUGAGAGCUCGGGUCGAAAUGAAGAGAAGCAAAAGGGCACGGAGCAUGGCGAAACGCACAACUUUAGUCCAACUUCAAUCGAGCUUCGGUUAAGUAACAUACGGCCAGAAGAACUACCUUCACAGAACAAAUGCAACAAAGCCAUAGGGAGGAAGAGAUGUGCCAGCAGUAGUUCCGAUGAUAAUGGUCUCAUUGCGGAACAAUCUAGCAAAAGUUCUCCGAAGACAAGUUACAAGCUGAAAAAAUGUGGACUCCCGGCGACACUUGACUUGAACAGCCAAUAUCAGGCCGACUUCGAUCCAGGCCCGAAAAGCAUAGACUUGAACUUUCAGGGAAUCGAACAGGCAAAUGGGCAUUUCUAGUUCUUUUGGAGCUUUUGGGACAAGACAGGAUUGAGAGGCUUACGGAGUGCACCAUGCAUCAAAAUUCAAUCUGAGUGCUGAUCUUUUCGGUUGUAGACUAUGUAUAUUGGCGUGUAAAUGGACCCGCAAGAAUUCCUCAAAGCACAUUAUAUAUAUAAAGAAAAAUCAAUAUAUGUUGUGUGGA
Molecule: messenger RNA, 1534 nt
Organism: Syzygium oleosum
Lineage: Eukaryota; Viridiplantae; Streptophyta; Magnoliopsida; Myrtales; Myrtaceae
Product: myb family transcription factor PHL8-like
Exons: 6
Coding region: 289-1350 (353 amino acids)
Molecular function (GO): DNA binding; DNA-binding transcription factor activity
Source: RefSeq, a predicted model, not a curated record